AUGAGACAAAACACACUCUUGUGGGUUUUUCUUUUACCAUUUCUCUCAAUAAACUAUAGUGCCAGCGUCUUUCCAGCCAAUGGCUAUUUGCUUGGCAACGAGUGUUCCAUGUUGCUCCUUUUGAAAAAUAACCUAAUAUUCAACCCUACAAUUUCCAAAAAACUCACUCUUUGGAAUCAAAAUGAAGAUUGUUGUCAAUGGCAUGGAGUGACAUGCAAAGAAGGUCGUGUUGUAGCCCUUGAUCUCAGUGAAGAGUCUAUCUCAGGAGGAAUUCGUAAUUCAACCGUUCUUUUUCGCCUUCAAUAUAUUCGAAGCUUGAAUUUGGCUUUCAACAACUUCAGUUCGGUGAUUCCCUCUGAACUCUGCAAAUUGAAUAAUUUGAGGUAUUUGAACUUUUCAAAUGCUGGAUUUGAGGGACAGAUUCCUCAUGAGAUGUUUCAUCUCAGAAGGUUAGUUACUCUUGACUUGUCUUCUUCAAUCUCCUCACCUCAUAGCCUGAAACUCGACAAGCCAAAUAUAGCAAUGCUUUUGCAAAACCUUACAGAAAUCACAGAAUUAUAUCUAGAUGGUAUAGCAAUAUUUGUAAAAGGACAAGAAUGGUUUCAUGCUUUAUCUUCAUUGCACAACUUACGUGUUCUAAGCAUGUCAUCAUGCAAUAUGUCUGGACCUAUUCAUGCUUCGCUGGCUAAGCUUGUAUCACUCACUGUUCUAAAAUUAAGCUACAGCAACAUGUUUAGCUUCGUGCCAGAUUCAUUAACAAAUUUGUCCAAUCUAGUCAUUCUACAACUCAGAAGUUGUGGCUUGAAUGGUUCUUUUCCGAAAGAUAUCUUCCUCAUGCCAUCAUUAGAGGUGCUUGACAUCUCAGACAAUCAACAUCUUAUGGGUUCUUUGCCAAACUUCCAACCACGUGGUUCUCUUCGUGACUUGAAUAUUAGCCAGACUAGUUUCACAGGAAAUGUUCCGGAUGCAAUUUCUAAGUUGAAACUUUUAUCUACAAUUGAUCUAUCUUAUUGCCAAUUUAAUGGAACACUUCCUAGUUCAAUGUCAGAACUCUCCCAACUAGUUUAUCUGGACUUGUCUUCCAAUAACUUUUCAGGUCCACUCCCUUCUUUUAAUAUGUCUAAGAAUCUCACACAUUUAUCCCUCCAUCAUAAUAAUUUAACAGGGGUUUUACCAUCUAGUCAUUUUGAGGGCCUUAAAAAUCUCGCCGACAUUUAUCUGGGGUUUAACUUUUUCAAAGGGAAUCUUCCCUCAUCUCUGCUUAAACUUCCAUAUUUGCGAGAACUUAAACUUCCCUUUAAUCAACUCACUGGUCCCUUGGAUGAAUCUGUGAUGACCUCACCUACACUGGAGAUGCUUGAUUUGGGUGGUAAUAAUUUGGAGGGACCUAUUCCUUUGUCUAUAUUUAACCUUAGAACACUUGGUGUCAUUCAACUUAAUUCAAACAAGUUUAAUGGCACAUUACAAUUGGACUUGAUUCGCAGGUUGAGUAAUCUAACUACAUUAGGCCUCUCGCAUAACAAUUUGUCAGUUGAUAUAUACUCUACAUAUGAUCGUGAUCUGUUAGCCUUUCCUGCUCUAAGAAAAAUAAUGUUGGCAUCUUGCAAGUUGAGAGGAAUCCCUGCUUUUGUGAAAAGUCAAUCAACAUUACUACACCUUGACCUUGCUGACAACGAGAUUCAAGGAACAAUACCUUAUUGGAUUUGGCAACUUAAAUAUCUUGUUAUCUUGAACCUGUCCAAAAAUUUCCUAACAAAAUUGGAAGGAAAUGUCUGGAACUUUAGUUCAAACCUUUUGCGUCUUGAUCUUAGUUCCAACCAACUACAAGGGCCAUUUCCUUUCCUUCCAACAUUUGUAAAUAUUUUGGACUACUCAAACAAUAGAUUUAACUCUGUCAUUCCAGCGGACAUUGGAAAUCGUCUCCCGUUCGUAACACAGUUGUCUCUUUCAAACAACAGUUUUCAGGGACAAAUCCCUGAAUCCUUUCUCAAUGCUUCAAGUCUUCUUCUACUGGAUCUUUCUCGCAAUAACUUUGUUGGAACGAUUCCCAAGUUUUUUGCUGAGUUGAGUAGCACUCUUCGGGUGUUGAACUUUGGUGGAAACAAACUUCAAGGAUAUAUUCCUGAUACUUUGCCAACUUCAUGUACUCUACACUUAUUGGACCUAAAUGACAAUCUCUUGGAAGGUACCAUCCCAACAUCUUUAGCUUAUUGCCAGAAACUACAAGUCCUUGACCUUGGAAGAAAUUUAUUAACCGACAAAUUUCCUUGUUUCUUAAGUAAGAUUUCCACCUUACGAAUCAUGGAUUUACGGUUAAACAAACUUCACGGGUCAGUUGGAUGCCCAAAAAACAGUGGUGAUUGGGAAAUGCUCCAUAUUGUUGAUGUAGCCUCAAAUAACUUCAGUGGUGCAAUACCAAAAGCCGUAUUGAAUAGUUGGAAAGCAAUGAGGCGAGACAACGAUAAUGUGGGACCAGAAUUUGGCCACUUAUUCAUUGAUAUCAUUGAUAACUAUGAUCCCAAGAAUUUUAAGGAUUUAUGGGGACAAUUAGACAAAACUAUUAAGGCAAAGUUUUCUAAAAUUGUUGACCAGUCGUCCUCAGAUUUUUUGCAAGUGGAUAUUUCUCAGUAUCAAAAUUCAAUUCUUAUUACAAAUAAAGGUCGACAAAUAAAAUUGGACAAAAUCCAGAGAGCCUUCACUUACGUGGAUAUGUCAAGCAAAUAUUUUGAGGGUCCAAUACCAAUUGAGCUAAUGCAGUUCAAGGCAAUGAUGGCUCUUGACUUGUCAAAUAAUGCCCUCUCAGGUCAUAUCCCAUCAUCUAUUGAAAAUUUGAAGAAUCUUGAAUCCUUAGACAUGUCAAACAAUUCUUUAAGUGGAGAAAUCCCUAGAGAGCUUGCUAGUCUAAAUUUUCUUGCAUAUCUGAAUCUCUCGAACAAUGACCUGGUGGGUGAAAUUCCAAAGGGAACCCAAAUUCAGACAUUUGAUGGAGAUUCCUUUGAAGGAAAUGAAAAGUUAUGUGGGCCUCCACUGACCCGUAAUUGCAGCAAUAUUGGAAUGCCAACUCCUGAAACACCUCAAUCUCAUUCUAAGAGCUCAAUUGAUUGGAGUUUAUUAAGCGCAGAGUUGGGAUUUAUUUUUGGCUUUGGAGUUUUCAUUCUCCCUCUUCUUUUCUGGAAGAGAUGGAGCUUUUGGUAUUCCAAACAUGUGGAUGAGAUGCUUCACAAGAUCAUUCCCCAGCUUGAUUUUUCUUAUGAACACCGACGAGGUCAGACACGUAGAACUCUAAGGAGGAGGUACUGAAAUCUAAGAGUCGAAAAGUCGAUGUUCGUACUCAACCAAUGAUGAAGUAGUAAGUAAUAUAAAGAUGAUUUUAGUGGUUGUUUCACAAUUCCUUGGUUUAACUUUAUUUCAUGCUGUAAAUGGAUAUGAUAAUCUUUAUUUCUUGCAUAUAUAUUUUCCCCAUUUUUCUCAAAUGUAGAUAUAAAUUGAUAGGUAUAGAUGACCCUGAAAUAACUCUUAGGCCUUUGGCUAACCAAUUAAGGCCUAUAAUAAUCCGUUCUUGGAUGGAGAAAAAGAAGGCACUGCUUACAAACAAUGCAGAAAAAAUGAAACAUUUGCUUGAUAAUUUGCAGAAGAAACUUGACGAGGUUUGACUGCUAAAAUUGCAUCGUUUUUUUUACUGCAUUCACUAUUGUUUUGUCUUUAUGUAGCUUCCUUUCCUUCUUUCAU
Messenger RNA from Vigna unguiculata (cowpea), 3729 nucleotides. RefSeq names its product receptor-like protein 6. Lineage: Eukaryota; Viridiplantae; Streptophyta; Magnoliopsida; Fabales; Fabaceae. Gene Ontology annotation, molecular function: protein binding. The record is from RefSeq and is a predicted model, not a curated record.